Molecule: messenger RNA, 495 nt
Organism: Vigna angularis (adzuki bean)
Lineage: Eukaryota; Viridiplantae; Streptophyta; Magnoliopsida; Fabales; Fabaceae
Product: non-specific lipid-transfer protein 1
Exons: 2
Coding region: 35-388 (117 amino acids)
Biological process (GO): lipid transport
Cellular component (GO): membrane
Molecular function (GO): lipid binding
Source: RefSeq, a predicted model, not a curated record
AGCUAACACCUAAUCAUCAAGAAAGAAAGGAAUAAUGGCAGUGAGUAAGUUGGCAUUGGUUGCUUCAAUGAUGGCUUGCAUGAUGAUAACUUCCUCUAAUGGUGAAUCAACCUUGACAUGUGAUCAAGUGACUGUUUGGCUGCUUCCAUGCAUACCUUAUGGAAUAUUUGGAGGGAAUGUGACAUCGUUGUGUUGCGAAGGUGUAUACUCUUUGAAUGCAGCGUACAAGAGUGGGGAAGAUCGAAGAGGAGCAUGCCAAUGCAUUAAGGACAGAGCUGCACUUAUCCCAGGCAUGGACUAUAACCAUGUUAAUGAAGUUCCUGGAAGAUGUGGCACUAAGUGUCCCUUCAAAGUCUACCCUUCUACUAACUGUUCUGCUGUGAAGUGAGCAAGCAAUUAUCAGCAGAAGGGUGCAAUAUUAUUGUAUGAAUAAUGAAAAACAAUUAUAUGUGUGUAUUUAGAUAGAAGGAAAUAAGGAGUAUGGAUUGUGUGUAA